Messenger RNA from Schistosoma spindalis, 3433 nucleotides. Lineage: Eukaryota; Metazoa; Platyhelminthes; Trematoda; Strigeidida; Schistosomatidae. The record is from the annotation of a GenBank genome assembly.
GAAUUCAGUAAAUCCAGUGAGUUCAGUGGUCAGGGAAAUAGAUCGAGUAGUGUUCCAGUUGUCUUGUCUUCUCUCAUUCGUGUGCUUGCCCACCAAUCAGGUGACAGAAUAGUUUUCUUCUCUCUACCCCAUCUCGAACUCACGCGUACUAGUCUCAAGGUUAAGCUGAUCAGCCUAUCGCAUCAAGGUCGAAAUCUAGAUUAGACAAGUAGCCUCGGCACCAAAAAGUGGGUAGACAAAUCAAGGUCAUAACAAAGUGGCGACGGAGAUUUUUUUUAUAUUGAUUGAUCCAAAACAAAAUGUCUGUAUCCUUGGACGACCUUAAAACUAUUCUACAAAUUCAGCAAGCGCAAAAUGAUGCAAAUCAAAUGAAGCUUUUAGAUGCACUGAUGCAGAAGCUGUCAUUACAUUCAUCCACAACUUAUCAAUCAGAUAAGUAUGAAUGCAUCACGAAUUCUAUUUGUGAAUUCCAUUAUGAUCCUGAAUCUGGUAUCAUUUUCAAUUCCUGGUUUCAUCGUUGCGAAGACAUAUUCCGUGUGGAAUGCUCAAAUCUUGAUGACGCAGCUAAAGUUCGCCUACUCCUGAGAAGACUCGGAACACGUGAUUACAACAAAUAUGUGAAUUUCAUCCUGCCACGAAAUCCACGAGAUGUAUCUUUCAAAGAGACAGUCCAAAUUUUAUCUGACAUUUUCGGCGAACAAUCUUCAUUAUUUAAUACUCGCUAUCGAUGUUUCCAAAUAUCGAAAUCCCCAGAUGAUGAUUAUCUCACAUAUGCUGGUAAAGUAAAUCGAGAAUGCGAACUGUUCAAAAUAAACGAGAUUUCAGCUGACCAAUUCAAAUGCUUGAUUUUUAUAUGUGGUUUAAAGAAUGCAGAAGAUGCAGAUGUCCGUACCAGGAUGUUAGCACGCAUUGAACAGGAACCGAAUAUGACACUACAAAUGGUCACAACCGAGUGUCAGAGGUUGGUAAAUCUCAAGCAUGAUACCGCGAUGGUGCAACAGAAGGCUAAACCUUCCGAUUUUGGUUCAAUUAAUGCUCUCAGAUCCUCGAAAUUGUCCAAACAGAACACUACAACCACACAACUACCUUCUGUCAAACCCCCAUCACCAUGUUGGUUCUGCGGAGCAUGGCAUUUUGCGAAACUAUGUCCGUUCAAGAAUCACAAAUGCCGCAAAUGUCAUCGCAUUGGUCAUAAAGAAGGUCACUGCUCAUCGAAUAAACGUAAGUCUAAAUGUCGUAGUGGAAAUGCGAAGCAACCACCACAGAGUCAAAUUAAAAGCACGUUCGCAGCCUUCAAAGUUGGUUUUCAAAGUAAGCGGAAGUACGUAAACUUAUUAGUAAAUGAAAAACCCAUACGUCUUCAAUUGGACACUGCUUCUGAUGUUACACUGAUUUCCAAAAACACAUGGCGUAAUCUGGGAUAUCCACGCAUCCGACCAACAGAACAUGUUGCUCGCAAUGCUUCAGGAGAUAUAGUGAAGUUGACAGGAGAAGUCACAUGCAACGUUAAAUUCAUGGAACAUAAGUUCACCGAUGUCUGUUAUCUUACAAAUCGGCACGAUUUAGAUCUAUUAGGAUUAGACUGGAUUGAGAAGGUUGAUACCUUGAAUAAAUUAUUAAAUGAGGUAUGUUCUCAAAAUGCUUCCUUUGAGUCUAUCAAAAUUCCUGAUGAUAUUUCUAAAUCAAAUGCCUCCGAUGUAUCAUGUUCUUUUGAUAUUCAUGAAUUAAAUGCUUCUGAUGAAACAUGUUCUCAUAAUCUUUCUGAAUCAAAUGCUUCUAAUGUGUUCUCUUGAUGAUGUUAAAUCGAAUUCCUCCGAUGAAACAUGUCCUCACAAUGAUUCCCAAUCAAAUGCCUCAGAUAAAGUAUGCUCGCGUAAAACUUCAGAACCUCAUGUAAUUUGUGUCAAUGUUAUGUCCACACCAAAGUCUUCUGUUCCUUUUCAAAUGCCGAAGAUAUCUCCAAAGAAACCUUGGUCGUGUGUACAAAUUAAUUUUGCUGGCCCAUUUCAGGGUACAUAUUUCCUCAUUUGUGUCGAUGCUUACUCAAAAUGGCCGGAGAUUAUCCCUAUGAACCAGGUCACUUCGCAAGACACUAUUAUGGAAUUACGGCAGUUAUUCUCCCGUUUUGGAGUCCCAAAUAUCCUUGUGUCGGAUAAGGGCACUCAGUUUACUUCGUCCAUCUUCUCAGAUUUCUGCAAGAGAUUUGGAGUCAAUCAUGUUCGUUCACCUCCAUAUCAUCCACAAUCGAAUGGUCAAGCCGAAAGGUUUGUGGAUACCUUCAAGAGAGCGCUACUGAAGGCAAAAGGGGAGGGGAAGAUAAAGGAAAUUCUUAAUGAUUUUCUAUUUGUCUACAGAACAACUCCAAACCCGUCAGCACCAAAUCAAAUGUCUCCAGCAGAAAUUAUGUUUGGCAGAAAAGUUAAAACUGCUCUCGAUGCAACAAAACCAGAGCGAAAUCUCAUAGGAACGAGAAACCGAAAGAUGGUAAUCCAAUUUAAUCGCCAUCAUGGGGCGAAAAAUAGAAUCUUCCGAAACAACCAAACAGUAUACGUCCGUGAUUUCAGAUACUCACCUCCACAAUGGACCAGUGGACUCAUACUAAAGAGACGGGGAAAUGUAAUGUAUGUGGUGGAAGUUGAAGGUCAAAAGUGGACACGUCAUGUUAACCACGUACUGGAAAAUUCUGGUACUGCACAGAAAACCGAGAAACUAAGUUCAAUGUGGCAAAUCUUCUUGGACAGUUUCGAUAUUAAAAGUUCAACGACUCACAAAACUGUGCAUCCGGAACAAGAUCCUAUUAGGAGAUCGUUACGAAAACGCAGAAGACCAGAUGUUCUAUAAGUGGACCCAAAGAAAAGAGCAUACGUUUCUGAGGGGAGAUAUCAAUGAUGAUAUCUUAACUAUUACUUGUAAAUAGUGACUAAUCAUUUUUCUUUUUUUUUAUUUAUUCCAGUUGGUCAAAUUAGUCACGCUUACACGGAUCGCAACGUAAACCGUUUUCACUUAUGCACUCAGUUGGAUGGCAGUUAUAACAUUUUUUUGUCAAGGGGGAAGAUGAUGUGAACCGGGAAACAAGAAGCCCUGACAAACUACGAAGGCUAUUUUUCGGAACGUUAUUUCAUUUUAUUCAAAGCUUGUAAAACACUGACAUUUAUUUUUGUCCCUAAUCUAUUCUACAGAACAUAAACUUUCGUUCGAUGUAUCAUUCACUGCCAUACCUUUUUCUGUUCCGAAGCUAUUGUAAUUUAAACAUAUUAUUUUGCACCCUAUUUUCUACUCUAAUCCCCAGCUUUGGACACAAUUGUAUUUUUCCUAAUUAUUGUACGUUGCGGUCGGGUUAUUCACUUAUUUAUUCAUGUACCUUUUUACACUAAUCUGAAUUCAGUAAAUCCAGUGAGUUCAGUGGUCAGGGAAAUAGAUCGAGUAGUGUUCC